Messenger RNA from Psammomys obesus (fat sand rat), 1758 nucleotides. It is a transcript of the gene Coq9, whose product is annotated as coenzyme Q9. Gene Ontology annotation, molecular function: lipid binding. The transcript has 9 exons. Gene Ontology annotation, cellular component: mitochondrial inner membrane. Gene Ontology annotation, biological process: ubiquinone biosynthetic process. Lineage: Eukaryota; Metazoa; Chordata; Mammalia; Rodentia; Muridae. Bases 16 to 1023 code for a protein of 335 amino acids. The record is from RefSeq and is a predicted model, not a curated record.
GGCCCCGGUGACGUCAUGUCGCUGCCCAGCGCGUCGCCGCCGUCAGCGUGCGUGCCCACUUCCAAGAUGGCGGCGGCGGCAGCAGUGUCUGGCGUCCUCGGCCGGGUGGGCUGGAGGCUCCUGCAGCUGCGGUGCCUGCCCGUGGCCCGCUGCCGAUCGCCUCUGAUGCCACGUGCCUUCCACACUUCCGUGGCAUUCAGGUUCUCAGAAGAGCAGAAGCAGCAGCCUCCCCACUCUUUUUCUCAGCAGCAUUCUGAGACACAGGAGCCAGAGAGGCCGGGCUCAGAGAUUCCUCGUCCACCCCCCAGGUACACAGACCAGAGUGGAGAGGAGGAAGAAGACUAUGAGAGUGAGGAGCAGCUGCAGCACCGCAUCUUGACAGCAGCCCUAGAGUUUGUGCCUGCCCAUGGCUGGACUGCAGAAGCCAUUGCUGAAGGAGCCCAGUCCUUGGGUCUCUCCAGCGCAGCAGCCAGCAUGUUUGGGAGCGAUGGCAGUGAACUGAUUCUGCACUUUGUGACCCAGUGCAAUGCUCGCCUCAGUCACGUGUUGGAAGAGGAGCAGAAACGAGUGCAACUGGGCCAGGCCGAGAAGAGGAAGACAGACCAGUUCCUGAGGGAUGCAGUGGAAACCAGACUGAGAAUGCUGAUCCCCUACAUUGAGCACUGGCCCCGGGCCCUCAGCAUCCUCCUGCUCCCUCACAAUAUCCCGCCCAGCCUGAGCUUGCUCACCAGCAUGGUGGAUGACAUGUGGCAUUACGCUGGGGACCAGUCCACUGAUUUCAACUGGUACACCCGCCGUGCAGUGCUAGCUGGCAUCUACAACACAACAGAGCUGGUGAUGAUGCAGGAUUCCUCCCCAGACUACGAAGACACUUGGCGUUUCCUGGAAAACCGGAUUAAUGAUGCAAUGAACAUGGGCCACACGGCAAAGCAGGUGAAGUCCACUGGAGAGGCACUGGUGCAAGGACUGAUGGGCGCAGCGGUCACGCUCAAGAACCUGACAGGUCUAAACCAGCGCCGGUGAGAGAAAGGGAGAGCCUAUGUGCCUGGAAGGAGCAGCUGUAGAUAUGAAGAGCUUUGACAAGAUGCACCAUCCAUUUAACAGGAUGUUAAAGAGAACACACUGAAGAACUUGGAGUCACGGACAGCCAUAGGCUGGAGAUCACAGUACACUUGUUACUGUUUGACCUGGAAUUGGGCCACUUCUACCAGGCCUGGCCUACUGAUGUUCUGCAUUGCAGCUGUAUGAUUGAAAAUGAGACUUACAUCCAUGCUUUUAAACCACAGAAAUUUGGCAUGACUCUGCAUGGUCUCAGAGGCACCUUGGUCAGGUCUUGACCUUAGAACUGCUCUCUGGACAUUGGGCAUGGUGACAUAUACCUAUAUUCUCAGCACUCAGGAGACUGCUACAGCAGGAUUGAGAGUUCCUAUGUAGAGAAUUACAAGGCUGCUUGAGCUGCAUAGUGUGAUCCCAUCCAACAAAAUCCUCUGAGAAAUAUUCGUAGGGGCUCAUAACCAAGAUCUGAAGCCAGCACACAGUGGCAGCUCCUCCCCAGCACAGGGAAGACAGUGUGCUCACAAAGGUAUUUGCCACUGGAUCUCCUCAGAAAGCUGCCUCCCAUAGACAGGUGCCUUCUGAACAGCCAUGCUAAGCUGACCACAAGUGUGAUCCCAGGCCUGGCCUCACAGACACCAGCAUGCAUUGCAGGAUCACUAGUGUAUUUGGAAUCUGUAAAAAUAAUAAAUAUGUUUGAGACAA